CAAAACCAAAAGGAUUUUCUGUCAUAUUUUUCCAUUCUCUUUCUCUCACUCACAUUUCUUCUUUGUUAAGUUGUUGUUGUUGUCUAGUAGAGAGGAAAUAAAAUGGAAGUGAAAGUUUUUGAAAUGGACAAAAUGGAGUUUUGGCCAUUGCAACAUCCUCUGGAACCUGAUGAUGAAGAUCAUCCUGUCAUUUGCCCAAUGCCCAACUCUACUUCCCUUCUUGAUGAAGGAACAUUGCAUAACGGGAAAAGGACACCAGAAAGCUGGAGGAAAAGAACAGAAGUGUCAAGAGAAGUAAAGGUACAGGCGGAGGCAAGGCCGGUGCGGAAGCGGCACCACCGCACCCUCAGCCGACCCGACCAGCUGAUGGUGGGAAUGUCGCCUCGGCCGAUCACCCCAAAUUUCACUAUAUUCCAAAUGCUCCAGCAGUUGGAUAAAUUUGAGUCAUAGCUUCACAGUCGUCACACACAAAGUUAAAGCAGCACACAAGUUUAUAUGGUUCAAAGUAUGGGGGCGUGGAAGAUUGUUGAGAUGCAAAUAUUUUUUGUUCAAUAUAAUGUUUAGUUUUAAAUAUAUAAUUAAGUGUUGAGAUAUAUUGGUGUGAAUUAGAAGAAAUAUGUUGUUUAAAAUCCUGUUUUUAUAUAUUAAAUUAUAUAAAUUUUGUAUUUUGGUAAAGUUAAAGUUAUGGCCCCUUGUGGACUCCAAUUGUGUUAAAGUAAUGUAUGGGGUAUGGUAUGAAAGAAAAAGUAAAUUUGGUUA
Cucumis sativus (cucumber) is the source of this 759-nucleotide messenger RNA. RefSeq lists its product as uncharacterized. The record is from RefSeq and is a predicted model, not a curated record. Bases 103 to 450 code for a protein of 115 amino acids. The transcript has 2 exons. Lineage: Eukaryota; Viridiplantae; Streptophyta; Magnoliopsida; Cucurbitales; Cucurbitaceae.